Messenger RNA from Rosa chinensis, 1519 nucleotides. RefSeq names its product probable disease resistance protein At4g33300. Bases 65 to 1519 code for a protein of 484 amino acids. Lineage: Eukaryota; Viridiplantae; Streptophyta; Magnoliopsida; Rosales; Rosaceae. The record is from RefSeq and is a predicted model, not a curated record. Gene Ontology annotation, biological process: defense response to fungus. The transcript is spliced from 3 exons.
AUAUAUUGAGAUUCGUUUGAGAAACUUCAAUACUCAAAUAAUAAUUGUCUAUGAUCCUUUUGGAAUGUCCAAAUUUUUUCAGAUAGUUGAGCGUUGUAAGGGAUUUCCACUUGCCAUUACAGUGGUGGGCAGAUCGCUUCGUGCACAACCUCUAGAGAUGUGGCAAAACAGACUAAGUCAAUGGGCUAAAGGUUCAUCUCUUUUUGAUUCUGAGACUGAUUUACUUCUUUCCCUCCAAAGCAGCUUGGAUGCUUUGGAUAAGGAAAGGGCUAUCAUCAGAGAAUGUUUCUUGGACCUUGGUUCAUUUCCUGAAGACAGAGAAAUCCCCGUUGAUGCCCUCAUUGAUAUAUGGUCCGAGUUAUAUGAUAUUGAUGAAGACACUUCGUGUAUUGCAAACCUCUAUGAACUCAACAAUCGGAGUCUUGCUAAUCUUAUAGACAGAAGGGCAUCGAGCUUGGAUGGGGAAGGAUAUUAUGGUUACCACUAUGUCACCCAACAUGAUGUGCUUAGGGAGCUCGCUAUUUAUCACUCGAAACUAGAUCCGGUAGAGCAUAGAGAAAGAUUGAUCAUAGACACAUGUGGAAGCAAUCUUCCCAAGUGGUGGAGGGAACAAAAGUAUCAAGUUAUGAAAGCUCGUCUUCUAUCUCUAUCAGCUGGUAGGUCCCAGUCUUCAACUUUGAAAUGCCUCAACAUGCAUCUGCCAGAAACAGAGGUACUGAUCUUGAAUAUGCGGUACUUGAAUGUGCGGGACAUGUUGUAUAUACCCGAAUUUGUGGAGAAAAUGGACAAAUUGAAGGUACUAGUAAUCACAGGUGAGGAGGCCCGGGUUCCAGUUGUCUUGCAUAAUUUUCAAGUACUAAGUCGGUUAUCCAAUCUAAAGAGAAUCAGAUUAAGGGGCAUCUCAAUUUCAUCCAUAGUCAAGAACUCCAUACAAGUGAAGAGUCUACGCAAGUUGUCUUUGAUCAGAUGUAGUACCGGAAUCGGUUCGGCCAAACUUGCCCAUGCUUUUCCAAAUCUAGAAGAGAUACACAUCAAACACGGUUCAUUAUUAUUUCACUUGCCAAGUGAUACUAGGACAGUACUUCGAGGGCUAUGUGAUCUGAUUUCCCUAAAGAAGGUCACCCUCACAGAAGUUCGAGUAUUUCAAGUAUGGGCUUUGCCUGACGAGAUUGGAAAUUUGGUCAAUUUACAAGUAUUGAGGCUGAGGUCAUGUCCUGAUCUUUCAGAGCUUCCAAACUCGAUCAAAAACCUCAAGAAGUUGAACUUUCUUGGCAUCUUUAAUUGCGAAGAAUUCCGCGAGUUACCUGAAUGCAUUGGUCAAAUGAGGAGUUUAAGAAAGAUCGACACGAGAGGUUGCAGGAGAUUGACGACUCUGCCUCGAUCAGUAUUGGAUUUGAAGCAGUUAGAGGAGGUGACAUGUGAUGAAGAUACAGAAAGCUUAUGGAAAUCCCUGUUGCCCAGUUUCAGAGACAGAAACCAAGACAUACGCAUAGUGAUUGGGCCGCCACCAUUGCGAUAA